Molecule: messenger RNA, 1124 nt
Organism: Puntigrus tetrazona (Sumatra barb)
Lineage: Eukaryota; Metazoa; Chordata; Actinopteri; Cypriniformes; Cyprinidae
Gene: npc2.1
Product: NPC intracellular cholesterol transporter 2, tandem duplicate 1
Exons: 5
Coding region: 169-618 (149 amino acids)
Biological process (GO): intracellular cholesterol transport; cholesterol efflux
Molecular function (GO): cholesterol binding
Source: RefSeq, a predicted model, not a curated record
UUUGAUUGGAGAACAGUCGUUCCGAUCUUGUGACAAGGAAAUAAGGGACUGAGGGAAGGGCUGAAAGUGUACGAGAAGGACGCAGAGGUUCACUGUCAUGUGAUUAAGCGAGGUAACGCUCGUGUCAGUAAAACCGUGUUCUGGUUUCCCGCAGGAUUCGUUUGAACCAUGGAUUACCGUAUGCUCGGCGUUGUUUUCUUUUCUUUUCUUGCUUGCACUAAUGCCGAGCCGGUCAGAUUCGUCGACUGUGGCUCAGUAACGGGAAAAGUUGCUCAGGUAAACAUCGUGCCCUGCCCAUCGCAGCCGUGCCAGCUUCACAAGGGACAGUCCUAUACAGUCAAUGUAACCUUCGCCAGUAGCGUUGAGAGUCAGAACUCUUCAGCUGUGGUUCACGGAGUGGUGGCUGGCGUCCCCGUCCCGUUCCCUAUUCCUCAACCGGAUGGGUGCAAGUCUGGAAUUCACUGCCCCGUCCAGCCUGGAAAAGGUUAUAAUUAUGUCAACCAGUUGCCCGUCAAGAACGAGUAUCCAGCAAUAAAACUGGUCGUGGAAUGGGAAUUAAAAGACGAUUCUAACAAAGAUUUAUUUUGCGUCAAGUUCCCCGUUCAGAUUGUGAACUGAAGGCCAAAAAAAAUGCUUACAAAGGGAUACAAUUAAGAACCGAUGCAUCUGGAUGCGUGCCUAAAUGCUCUUCUAUGGACCUUUUAGAUCUAAUAUCGGAAGAUGCAGAUUUUUAUGAUUUAUUCUGCUACUUUGUUUCUAACCGUGACGCGUUUGUCAUUUUAAUGUGUGGCACAGAAGUAGUCUAAUCCUAGUUUGUUUCUAAAAUCGUAUCAAUGAUUCACUAGAACGAGACGCUGACGAGCAAACAGUGGUCAGUGCCGGUGAUUAAAUCAAGUGUGCACUAACUGCUUUGUGGUUAGACGGGGUUCUGAUGCGUCUGAUCGCUGCCUUUAAACAAUUGGUUGAGAACUUUUAAUUACAGCUUUCAUUUUAACGUGUGUUUAAUAAAGGCUGCAUCUUAAAAAAAUAUUUUUCUUAAAAGAUCUGUAAAUGUGGUCACAUUUGUCGUGUGGCUACUAUGUAUAUUACCGUCUAAAUGAAAUAAACUACUUUUUUAUGGUGAA